GGUCGGCGUCUGUGCCGGCCCCCAGGUUCUGUGGUAACUUGCUGGGACGAGACUCUCUCCGGGGAGCCACGCCUUGAGAUUUUUGCCCCCGUCGGUCGUAGAGCGGGGAGCUCCCGGCACGUUUUUAGAAGUGUUUCUCCGUGACUGACGGCAGGGCCCUUCGAUCCCCGAGGCCCCGGGCCAUUCGGCUACUUUCCGCCGCGGCUCCGGGGGGCGAGCGGGUCAGAGGAGCUUCCUGCGCCCGAGCUCUCGCCGGGGGUUUCUCGGACUCUGACGGAGCCGGGGGGGCGGCCCGCGGCGCCCUCCCCCGGGCACCAUGAGCGUGUCCGCCCAGCUCCUGCGGGAGGAGCUGCAGAUCUUCGGCCUGGACUGCGAGGAGGCGCUGGCAGAGAAGCUGGUGGAGCUGUGUAUUCUCUAUGGACAGAAUGAGGAGAGGAUGGUAGGCGAACUGAUUGCCUUCUGUACCAGCAACAGUGUCUGCCUUACCUCAGACACCCUGAGCACUUUUGAGCACGAGUGUCUGAGCAAAAGAUCAUCCAAAGCCUUGCGAGGUGCCUCGAAGGACAGUGGGCAUGCAGGCGCUAGAGACAUAAUUUCCAUACAAGAGCUAAUUGAAGUGGAAGAAGAGGAGGAGACCCUUUUGAACUCUUACACCACACCCUCUAAGGGUUCUCAAAAGCGAGCUGUCACCACCCCAAAGACCCCCCUAACAAAAAGGAGAGCUUCUGCUCGGAGCCCCCAUCAGCUCCUCUCGCCAUCAAGUUUCUCUCCGAGUGCUACUCCCUCUCAGAAAUACAGCUCGAGGAAUAACCGAGGAGAAGUGGUGACCACCUUUGGCUCUGCCCAGGGCAUAUCUUGGUCCGGGAGAGGAGGUGCCGGUGACAUCAGCUUGAAGGUCUUGGGGUAUCCAGAGUCACUAACCCAGAGCUACAAAUCAAUGUUUCAGAAGCUCUCAGACAUUCGAGAAGUUCUAACCUGUAAAAUAGAAGAACUUGGCAGUGACCUCAAGGAACAUUACAAGAUUGAAGCUUUUACACCUGUCCAGUCCCCAGCACAGGAACCUGUCACACUGCUGGGCCAGAUCGGCUGUGACAGCAACGGGAAGCUAAACAGCAAAUCAGUGAUCCUAGAGGGAGACCAGGAACAUUCCUCCGGGGCUCAAAUGCCAGUGGAUUUAUCUGAGCUCAAGGAAUAUUCUCUGUUUCCUGGGCAGGUUGUAAUUAUGGAAGGAAUCAAUACCACUGGGAGAAAGUUUAUUGCCACCAAACUCUACGAGGGUGUGCCACUUCCGUUUUACCAGCCCACUGAAGAGGAUGGAGAUUUGGAGCAAAACAUGGUCCUGACAGCCUGCGGGCCUUACACCACGUCUGACAGCAUCACCUACGACCCCCUGAUCGACCUGAUCGCCACCAUCAAUCGUGACCGGCCGGACGUCUGCAUCCUGUUUGGACCUUUCCUGGAUGCUAAUCAUGAUCAGGUUGAGAACUACCUGCUCACGAGUUCGUUUGAAGAUGUUUUCAAGCAGUGUCUGCGGACGAUAAUCGAAGGGACGCGGAGCUCUGGUUCCCGCCUCGUCUUUGUCCCCUCCUUGCGAGAUGUGCACCACGAUCCUGUGUACCCACAGCCACCUUUCACCUACCCCGACCUGCCUCCCGAAGACAAGAAGCGAGUGCAGUUCGUGUCCGAGCCCUGCAGCCUCUCCAUAAACGGAGUGAUCUUCGGCCUGACGUCCACAGAUCUGCUGUUCCACAUGGGGGCCGAGGAGAUUAGCAGCUCUUCUGCAGCUUCAGACAGGUUCAGCCGAAUACUCAAGCAUAUCCUGACUCAGAGGAGCUUCUACCCACUCUACCCUCCCCAGGAAGAUGUCACCAUAGACUAUGAGACUUUCUAUACCUACGCACAGCUGCCUGUCACCCCAGAUGUCUUCAUUGCCCCGUCAGAGCUGAGAUACUUUGUGAAGGACGUCCUCGGCUGUGUCUGUGUGAAUCCUGGGCGCCUCACCAAAGGGCAGGUGGGAGGCACCUUUGGCCGGCUCUACAUCCGGAGGCAGCCGGUGGACGGGGAGGGGCGGCCAAGCCCCUGCGUCGCGGCCCAGGUGGUCAGGAUCUGAGCCGUGGGCCUUUGGCUCUUUUCCAAGUCCCUGGAGCGCCUGGCGGCCCUCCACAGGCCCCCGCAGUGGCAGGGGAAGGGGGCGGCAGCGCCAGAGAGACCCGACUCCGAGCCGAGCUGCCCUGGAAGAAGGUCUUCACUUCCCGUGGCCAUGCAGAGUGCGUCUGGGCGGGCUGCCUGGCCUGUGACUUCACACGGGAGUCACAAGACUCACACACACAACCGACUUUUGGAGGAACAAAUAAAUUCUGAG
This is a messenger RNA of Condylura cristata (star-nosed mole), 2362 nucleotides long. RefSeq names its product polymerase (DNA directed), alpha 2, accessory subunit (gene POLA2). The coding region runs from base 317 to 2110 and encodes 597 amino acids. Gene Ontology annotation, cellular component: alpha DNA polymerase:primase complex. The record is from RefSeq and is a predicted model, not a curated record. Lineage: Eukaryota; Metazoa; Chordata; Mammalia; Eulipotyphla; Talpidae. Gene Ontology annotation, molecular function: DNA binding. The transcript is spliced from 18 exons. Gene Ontology annotation, biological process: DNA replication; DNA replication initiation.